Molecule: messenger RNA, 1440 nt
Organism: Closterium sp. NIES-65
Lineage: Eukaryota; Viridiplantae; Streptophyta; Zygnematophyceae; Desmidiales; Closteriaceae
Source: the annotation of a GenBank genome assembly
AUGCCUCUGGUUCACCUGCUGCUGCUGCACGCCGCUACAGUGUACAGUGAAGACACCGCGUCGCUGCACGCGUGGAACUGCUCCCAGUGCGUGCUGCCCGAGAUGAGGGGAUUCCAUCUGUUUCAGAUCAUUGUUGAGCCGACUGCUCGCCUGCAGGCCUAUGUAGGUUGGGACCCACCUUCUCGACUGAUCGUGGUCGCAUUCAGAGGCACCUGCACCUCGUCUCUCCGCAACUGGAUCGCUGAUCUUGAGGCCCUCCCGCGCUCCCUCUCCUACCCGGGUCUGCGCCACGCCCGUGUGCACCGCGGCUUCUACUCCGCUUACCACUUCACUCGUCUGCGCCCGGCCGUGGUGCACGCCGUGCUGUUUCUGAUGACGAUCCUGCCGGGAUCCUUUCGAGUGGCCUUCACAGGGCACUCCCUUGGGGGUGCUUUGGCUACUCUCAGUGCUCUCGACCUGCAGGUAUCCUACGACCUCCCAUCACCCGUCAUUCAAGUCGUCACCUUUGGCUCGCCUCGGGUGGGCAACGCUGCUUUUGCGGCCUACUUCCGGCAGAAGCUUCCUAAAAGCACCCGUGUGACCAACUGGAAGGAUCUUGUGCCGCACUUGCCGCCCGCAACCAUCGGUUAUCAUCAUGUGGCCACCGAGGCGUGGAUAAUCCCUGACUCUGUGCACAACGUCUCCUUCAGUCCAUCGAGUUCAGCUUUACCAACUCAGAAGGGGCGUUCUGGCUCGGUUUCUUUACCGCACCUGCUGAGGCAACGCCGGUCUGCCUGGGGAGUGCCUGGGGAGUGCCUGGGGAGUGCCUGGGGAGUGCCUGGGGAGUGCCUGGGGAGUGCCUGGGGAGUGCCUGGGGAGUGCCUGGGGAGUGCCUGGGGAGUGCCUGGGGAGUGCCUGGGGAGUGCCUGGGGAGUGCCUGGGGAGUGCCUGGGGAGUGCCUGGGGAGUGCCUGGGGAGUGCCUGGGGAGUGCCUGGGGAGUGCCUGGGGAGUGCCUGGGGAGUGCCUGGGGAGUGCCUGGGGAGUGCCUGGGGAGUGCCUGGGGAGUGCCUGGGGAGUGCCUGGGGAGUGCCUGGGGAGUGCCUGGGGAGUGCCUGGGGAGUGCCUGGGGAGUGCCUGGGGAGUGCCUGGGGAGUGCCUGGGGAGUGCCUGGGGAGUGCCUGGGGAGUGCCUGGGGAGUGCCUGGGGAGUGCCUGGGGAGUGCCUGGGGAGUGCCUGGGGAGUGCCUGGGGAGUGCCUGGGGAGUGCCUGGGGAGUGCCUGGGGAGUGCCUGGGGAGUGCCUGGGGAGUGCCUGGGGGUGCCGUCCCAUGAUACAGCCCCUCACUCAGUUCCUUUUCCUUCCCCGCCUCUUCAAUUGUCUGUGGUGGGCGACAGUAUAGCCAACCACUUGGAGUACCUGGGGGUGCCGUUGCAUUCAGGUCACAGUUCAUCAGACACCUGA